Monoraphidium neglectum is the source of this 900-nucleotide messenger RNA. RefSeq lists its product as hypothetical. Bases 1 to 900 code for a protein of 299 amino acids. The transcript has 6 exons. Lineage: Eukaryota; Viridiplantae; Chlorophyta; Chlorophyceae; Sphaeropleales; Selenastraceae. The record is from RefSeq and is a predicted model, not a curated record.
AUGCGCGCCGUGUCGCUGCUUGUGCUGCUGGCGUGCAUCCAGGUCGCCCUGGGGUACCCCGGGCUCUGGGUCGCGGAGAAGAAGGGAUGCCUCGCGCAUCCCACCACUAAAGAGUCCGGCCACAAGGCUCCCACGACGGACAGCGCAAUCAAGUUUGUGAUCAAGAACGCCGCCGGCGCCGCCGUCCAGACCGUCUGCCCCGGGGUCUCCUACAGCGUCACGGUGCUCUACCCCGAGGCGCGCCUGCCCCUGACCACCGCCAGCGUGGGCGUCCUGGGCUCCCAGGACAAGGGCGUCCUCAAGCCCGUCGACAAGGACUGCCCCGGCCGCGUCUGGUACUACGUGAGUGACGCCGCCGCCCCGGGCCUCGCGCCGGCCGGUGGCGGCGGGCGCGGCCCGCUGCUGACAGGGCUGCCUGGCCUGCCGGGCCUGGAGGGCUCUUGGCGAGGCACGGCCAACAAGACCGCCUCCUCCGCCCUGAAGUGGGACGUCCCCUGCAAGGCCCCGGCGAGCGCCCAGCUCCGCACGACCAGCGCCGCCGGCUCGAGCAAGGGCUUCAACGCGGCCACCAGCACAGUGACCAUCAACCCGGGCUGCGCCGCCGCGGCCUGCGCCAAGGCCAAGACGCCCGCCAAGCUGACCGCCGCCUCCCCCGCCCCCACCGACGCCAAGGCCGCCGCCGCCCCGGUCGCCGGCACCAAGGCCGCCGCCUCCCCCGCCCCCACUGACGCCAAGGCCGCCGCUUCCCCGGCCGCCGCCGCCAAGGCUGCCGCCGCCCCGGCCGCCGACGCCCCGGCCGCCGCGUCGCCCAAGCCUGCGGCGCCCAAGUCGGCCGCCGGCGCCGCGUCCGCCGGAGGGCUGACGCUGGCGGCGGCAGGCCUGGCCGCGCUGCUUCUGUGA